Carya illinoinensis is the source of this 1177-nucleotide messenger RNA. RefSeq lists its product as uncharacterized. Lineage: Eukaryota; Viridiplantae; Streptophyta; Magnoliopsida; Fagales; Juglandaceae. The transcript is spliced from 2 exons. The coding region runs from base 368 to 718 and encodes 116 amino acids. The record is from RefSeq and is a predicted model, not a curated record.
ACGGUAAGCCUAUUUAAAUCAAAUCCCUUUCCUUUUCUAAGUCUAGGGCUCGACAUGUAUUUAUGGAAAUUCAUUUGUGGAGUUUGAUUCUGCGAAGUUUGGGCUUGGAUUUGUGGGUGGGCAGACAGAGCAUUGAUGUAUUUGAUCAUAUUAGAGUUUCUUAUGUAUGUAUUGAGGACAUUUUUGUGUGGGUUGCGAGGUUCUUAAUUUCGGUUUCUCAUGAUUGCACACCAAGUGUUUGUGUUAAUUCCUAAACUGACUCACACUCCCUAUUUGUGUUUAUUUACUGUGAUUUAUUGACCCAUAUUGCUAGAACAUAAAUGUGAGUGCUAUGUGUGUGAGUUUGAGCUAAUAUAGAGGGGUGAUAAUGUCAUGGUCUUCCCUGUCAUCACAUUCUUUCAACUCUGAUUUUGACUAUUUUUAUUCUGAUUUGGUUGAUAUGAUGAUUAAGAUGAGGUUCAUGAAACGAGCAAAGAGAAAUAAGUUUACUUCAUCAGUGCCUUCUGAGAGCUCCUCAAGUGAGGAUGAGCCCAUACAAGAACCUGUGCAGUUAGGAGAAACAUCAACUCCUCCUCCACCACCCUUGAUUGCACCACCAGGAGCUACCUUUGAACAAUUCACAAAUGUUAAAGUCAAACCUGCAUAUAGGACAACGUUUACCAAAAGACCUGUUUUGGGUGAACGUGAGCUAAAUGGAAGGAGAGUCAAUCCAAAAUAGAGCAGCAAAGAGCAGUUGUAUGCUCUUAUUGUGUAUUAGCAAAUGAUAGAUUGGUUCAACUCUCUUUGGAUGUGCAACAAGUCAUGGAGAAUGUGGUUGAUUCAGAUGCUGUGCAAUAGACUUCCAUGACUAAUUGCUGACAAAAGGGGGGAGAAAAGUCUGAGGGGGAGCAGUAGAGAGUGACAAGAGCAACAAUACCAAAAGAGGGGGAGAGUUGCAGCAAUCAACAGAGGAAAAUUUAUUUUGUUGGAAGAAAAUCUAUUUUGUUAUCCUACUUUUAUUUCCCCUUUUUUUAUUCAAAUACAAUUUGUUAUGUUUAUUUGGUUAUGUUUUGAUUAGGAUGAUAGACAUAAUUUCUUUUAUUUGGUUAUGUUUCAUUUAACUUGUACUUAGAACUUGAUUGACCUUGACAGUAUAGUUGAUUUCUAAGUCAGUUUAUUGAAUUACAAUUGUCCAGAA